Fraxinus pennsylvanica is the source of this 1233-nucleotide messenger RNA. The record is from the annotation of a GenBank genome assembly. NCBI's taxonomy places the organism in Eukaryota, Viridiplantae, Streptophyta, Magnoliopsida, Lamiales, Oleaceae.
AUGUCACUUCUUCGUGGCGUGCAUAGUUUGAAUUCACUUUCUUGCAAUUCAUCGCCCGAGUCUCUUUCAAAUUCUUGGUUACCUGAUUUUAGUCCAAAAUCCAAUAGCGUUAGAUGGAAAAAGCUGCGCAGAGCUCUGUCUGAUAGCAAUUUGGAAGAACUAGCUUCAACCUCGUUUGAUAAUAAUGAAGUUUGGAGCUCAAUAACAUUGAUUAAUAAAUCUUUAAAUAAGCACCACAAGUCAAUGUUGUACACAGAACCAUCUUUUUCAAUAUAUAAUACGAACGAUAAGUUUGAAGAGAGGGAAAAUGGAGAUUCGGCUGGUGGGAAGCUGGAGAGGAGCGCGACAAUUGGAGAAAGUAUUGAGGGUGAAUUUUGUUUUGGAAAGAACUUAAUGUGUAAGAACGAGGAAGGCGAUAAUGAACAAGAAGAAGAAGAAAGAAAGGGAAAUUUGAGUCAAUUCAAAGAUCUAAAAUUUGAAUUCCAAGGUGAGUCUAAGAGUCGAGUAAUUUAUUACGAUAAAGGGGCCAGGAUUCAAGGUAAUAGUAUUGAUGGAAGUAUUGAACCAUCAUAUUUCAAUGAUGGCGAUGAUCUUGAGAACUAUUACAAGAUGAUGGUUAGGGAAGAUCCUUCCAACCCUUUCCUUCUGAGGAACUAUGCUCGACUUCUGCAGACGAAGGGGGAUUUUUUGGGAGCUGAGGAAUACCAUUCCUGUGCUAUAUUAGGAGACCCUGAAGACUAUCAAACUCUUAUGCAAUAUGCGAAAUUGAUGUGGGAGCUAUAUCGUGACCAAGAUAAAGCCUCUACUUAUUUCGAAAGAGCUGCCCAGGCUGCUUCUGAAGAUAGCCAUGUUCUUGCAGCACAGGCUAGUUUCCUUUGGGAAAUAGAUGACAAUGAGGAUGAAGACCGCUCACCUAAUGACCCGAGUCAGAUUGAAGAAAACACUGCCCCGAUUGACCUUCAGAAAAUGCACUUUGAAGACAAUAAUAUACCAGCUAGACCUCCUUUACACAUAGCAAUGGGGCUGGGAAUUGAUGUGCCUAGUUUCUGUGGUGGCAUUGGUAAUGAUGUUGAGGAAUAUUACUGCAGGAUGGUCGAGGAAAAUCCUCAUAACAAUAUAUUUUUAAGGAAUUAUGCUCAGUUCUUACAUCAGGUUUUAUGUGCACGGUCCAGCUUCCAUAAGUUAGAAGAGAAAUCUGAACUAGGAGAUUAUGAUAUUCUACAAUGGUAUUGA